Messenger RNA from Rotaria sordida, 975 nucleotides. Lineage: Eukaryota; Metazoa; Rotifera; Eurotatoria; Philodinida; Philodinidae. The record is from the annotation of a GenBank genome assembly.
AUGGCACUGUUUGUGGCUUGUACAACGUUUGCAACUGUUUAUGUUAUAUCUUCAUAUAUCUUCCUACGUAAACCACAAUGGAUUCAUCGAAAACGUCGACCUGCGUUUAUUGUACGAAAUAUAGCUCAUCGAGGAGGAGCUGGAGAAUCAAUUGAAAAUUCUUUACUUGCAUUUGACAAAGGAUUAAAAAAUGGAGUGGAAAUGCUUGAAUUAGAUUGUCAUUUUACAAAAGAUUCUCAAGUUAUUGUUCAUCAUGAUUUUACAUUAGAUAGAACGACUGGUGAAAUAGGAUUUAUUAGAGAUAUUGAAUAUAAUAAUUUACCAAGAAUUAGUAAUAGUCUUCCACUUUAUUAUGACUCAGACAUAAUUAUAUCAAGUGAUAAUAAUAAUCCAAAUAAUAGAGAUUUAUUACGUAUACCAUUAUUAAAAGAUGUUUUUGAACGUUAUCCAACAACUCCAAUUAAUAUUGAUAUUAAAGAAAAUAAUGAUGAACUUAUUAAACAAGUUUCUGAUCUUAUUCAACAAUAUCGACGAGAACAUAUUACUUAUUGGGGUAGUUUUAGUCAUGUAAUAUGUCGAAAAUUAACAGCACAAAAUCCUCAUAUUGUUCGAUUUUGUUCAUUUAAAGAAGCAGCAGGUAUUGUAAUGGGUUAUUGGAUUGGUUUAUUACCUUUUAUAACAUUAAUACCAGGUGCUUUUGAAGUACCAGUACCGGGAAUGGUUUUUAGAAAAACAAUAAAAAAUUUCGAUUGGAAACUCAAAAUAGUUUUCUAUUUAGCUGAACGAGCAUUAAAUAAUAAAACUAUGUUUGCACAUUUACAACGACGUGGUAUUCCUGUCUAUGUUUGGAUAUUAAAUAACGAACAAGAAUUUGAAUAUGCUUUUAAACAUCUAGGUGCUACCGGUGUUAUGACUGAUUAUCCUACACUAUUACACAAAUAUUUAGUAUCAAAUAAACAUGAAUUUAUGUUAUAA